GAGCCAGGUUACACAGGGGACAAGUAUGAUAUUACCUGUCCCCCCAACUGUAGAGAUGGAUGUGAUAAAGAAACGGGGGAGUGUGACAGCUGCGUGUUGGGUUACACAGGGGACAAGUGUAAUGUUACCUGUCCCCCUAACUGUAGAGAUGGAAUUGAUAAAGACACGGGGGAGUGUGGCAGCUGUGAGCCAGGUUACACAGGGGACAAGUGUGAUGUUACCUGUCCCCCCAACUGUAGAGAUGGAUGUGAUAAAGUCAUGGGGGAGUGUGGCAGCUGUGAACCAGGUUACACAGGGGACAAGUGUGAUGCUACUUGUCCCCCGAACUGUAGAGAUGGAUGUGAUAAAGACACGGGGGAGUGUGGCAGCUGUGAGCCAGGUUACACAGGGGUCAAGUGCGAUGUUACCUGUGCCCCCAACUGUAGAGAUGGAUGUGAUAAAGACACGGGGGAGUGUGGCAGCUGUGAGCCAGGUUACACAGGGGACAAGUGUAAUGUUACCUGUCCCCCCAACUGUAGAGAUGGAUGUGACAAGUACACGGGGGAGUGUGGCAGCUGUGAGCCAGGUUACACAGGGGACAAGUGUAAUGUUACCUGUCCCCCCAACUGUAGAGAUAGAUGUGAUAAAGACACGGGGGAGUGUGGCAGCUGUGAGCCAGGUUUCACAGGGGACAAGUGUAAUGUUACCUGUCCCCCCAAAUGUAGCGAUGGAUGUGAUAAAGACACGGGGGAGUGUGGCAGCUGUAAGCCAGGUUACAGAGGGGACAAGUGUGAUGUUACCUGUGCCCCCAACUGUAGAGAUGGAUGUGAUAAAGACACGGGGGAGGGUGGCAGCUGUGAGCCAGGUUACACAGGGGACAAGUAUGAUAUUACCUGUCCCCCCAACUGUAGAGAUGGAUGUGAUAAAGAAACGGGGGAGUGUGACAGCUGCGUGUUGGGUUACACAGGGGACAAGUGUAAUGUUACCUGUCCCCCUAACUGUAGAGAUGGAAUUGAUAAAGACACGGGGGAGUGUGGCAGCUGUGAGCCAGGUUACACAGGGGACAAGUGUGAUGUUACCUGUCCCCCCAACUGUAGAGAUGGAUGUGAUAAAGUCAUGGGGGAGAGUGGCAGCUGUGAACCAGGUUACACAGGGGACAAGUGUGAUGCUACUUGUCCCCCAAACUGUAGAGAUGGAUGUGAUAAAGACACGGGGGAGUGUGGCAGCUGUGAGCCAGGUUACACAGGGGUCAAGUGCGAUGUUACCUGUGCCCCCAACUGUAGAGAUGGAUGUGAUAAAGACACGGGGGAGUGUGGCAGCUGUAAGCCAGGUUACACAGGGGACAAGUGUAAUGUUACCUGUCCCCCCAACUGUAGAGAUGGAUGUGACAAGUACACGGGGGAGUGUGGCAGCUGUGAGCCAGGUUACACAGGGGACAAGUGUAAUGUUACCUGUCCCCCCAACUGUAGAGAUAGAUGUGAUAAAGACACGGGGGAGUGUGGCAGCUGUGAGCCAGGUUACACAGGGGACAAGUGUAAUGUUACCUGUCCCCCCAACUGUAGAGAUGGAUGUGACAAAGACACGGGGGAGUGUGGCAGCUGUGAGCCAGGUUACACAGGGGUCAAGUGUAAUGUUACCUGUCCCCCGAACUGUAGAGAUGGAUGUGAUAAAGACACGGGGGAGUGUGGCAGCUGUGAGCCAGGUUACACAGGGGUCAAGUGCGAUGUUACCUGUGCCCCCAACUGUAGAGAUGGAUGUGAUAAAGACACGGGGGAGUGUGGCAGCUGUUAG
Haliotis rufescens (red abalone) is the source of this 1770-nucleotide messenger RNA. Its product is annotated as multiple epidermal growth factor-like domains protein 6. The record is from RefSeq and is a predicted model, not a curated record. The annotation marks the transcript as partial. The transcript has a single exon. NCBI's taxonomy places the organism in Eukaryota, Metazoa, Mollusca, Gastropoda, Lepetellida, Haliotidae.